Molecule: messenger RNA, 1470 nt
Organism: Aspergillus melleus
Lineage: Eukaryota; Fungi; Ascomycota; Eurotiomycetes; Eurotiales; Aspergillaceae
Product: cytochrome P450
Exons: 4
Coding region: 1-1470 (489 amino acids)
Molecular function (GO): iron ion binding; oxidoreductase activity, acting on paired donors, with incorporation or reduction of molecular oxygen; heme binding
Source: RefSeq, a predicted model, not a curated record
AUGCUUUUGGGGGCAUGUCUUACUGGGGUUUUCCUUACGACCAUCCUCCGAGUACUUUACAACAUCUUCUUACAUCCGCUUGCUCGCUAUCCGGGCCCAAUAUCUUGGACAUCGACCUCGAUUCCAUCUCAGAUUGCGCUAUUGAAAGGGACAACACAUUUGCACUCAGCACGAUUGCAUCGAAAGUAUGGCCCGGUUGUUCGGGUGUCUCCCAACGAGCUCUCGUACAUCACUGCCCAGGCUUGGGCUGAUAUCUAUGGACGUCGAAACCCUGGACAAUUGCAGAAACACCCAGAUAUCAUCUCCGGGCCCCCUAACGGGGUUUACGGGCUGGCAAACACCCCUAAUGAUAAGGAUCAUGCUCGUAUGAGACGGCUGAUGGUUCCUGGAUUCAGCGAAAAGGCUGUGCGCGCCCAAGAAAACGUCUUCAGAGACCACAUCGAUCGUCUCAUUGCCAAAGUUCAAGGAAACGAAGGCAAAGACGCCACCGACUUGAUGCUCCUGUUGCAUGCUACCACCUUUGAUAUCAUUACCGAGUCGAUGUUUGGGGAGAGUGCUAAUACGCUCGAGACGGGGACUGACUGGAUGUCUUUAACUAUGCCCCUGGCUCGUGGACGCAUCAUAAACACUGUUGCAUCUAGUUAUAGCACCCUAAUCAUCCCUGUCAUACGUCGUCUCAUGCCAGGGAUGGUCCCCAACACAGCGAUUCAAUUUUUCCAGAAUACGGUUGCAGCACUCGACCGCCGAUUGGCUAAACCGAUCUGUGACGACGAUCGUCCCGAUAUCUUGCAGCCUGUGCUGCCACACCUGGACAGCCCUAAGGGUCUUUCUUUGGCAGAGUUGCAAUCUACUAUGCGGUCUUUGAUGAUUGCCGGCUCCGAGACGAGCGCCAGUAUCCUGACCUCAGCGCAUUACUUUGUGUUGUCCAACCCAAGGAUUUAUAGGCGUCUACUGGCUGAGGUUCGUCACCAAUUCGCAUCGGAUCGCGAUGUUACCGGUGCCACGGUGAAUAAAUGCAAGUAUCUGGUAGCUGUUCUUGAAGAGACCAUGCGUAUUUGGCCAGCCAUCGCCGUCAGUCUGCCACGCCUAACACCACCGAAAGGCUGCGAAAUCGAUGGCUCCUGGGUACCAGGGGGAAUCAAAGUCGGCGUCAAUCAAUGGGCCGCCUACCAUUCUGAGCGCAAUUUUUCUCGACCCGAUGAGUUUCUCCCCGAACGAUGGUUAGAGGAAGGAAAGGAAGAUUUUGCCAAUGAUGACAAGGCCGCCUUCCAACCUUUCAGUGCGGGUCCGCGAAACUGCCUCGGCAUGAACUUUGCCCGGACGGAGACUCGGAUUAUUUUCGCUCGUUUGCUGCUGAACUUCGAAAUGGAGCUUUUCACAGGUCGGGAAGAGUGGGAUGCCCAGAGAGUCUUUAUUAUGUGGAGCCGCUGUCCUCUGCGAGUCAAGGCCAGACAGGUGACAUUGCCAUGA